AUGCAUUACGGAGAGCCGAACCUCAUCAAAGUCGCGGCAAACGAUUCAGCCAUCAUAUCCUCGCCAUCCUAUCCAAGCAACUACCAGAACAAUCAGGACAUCCAGUGGGUUAUCCAAACAGCGGAGAACUUUAGAAUCCUCCUCAGUUUCAAAGCUUUCAGCACGGAGAGUUGUUGCGACCAUCUGAGUGUCGGGGACGGUAUGGAUUCUGCAAACUACUCUACAAGGAUCUUCAGGUCGAGUGGGAGCAGUCUCCCGCCUGAUACGCUCUCAGCCGGCAAUGCCAUGUGGCUUAGGUUCACAUCUGAUAGUACUGCCACCAGAAGUGGCUUUUCUCUAUCAGCUCGAAGCUAUGGAUCAGUUGGUUGUGUAUUGAACUCUUGUCUGAGCGGGACGUGUCAACCAGUGGGGAGAUCUGGCUUCAACUGUGAAUGUCUAGAUGGGUUUGAAGGAACGAGAUGCGAAACAGGGCUGAUCAAUCUUGCGGCAAACCAGUCAAUCAACAUUACCUCGCCAUCCUUUCUAAGCAACUACCAGGACAGUCUGGACAUCCAGUGGGUCAUCCAAACAGCGGAGGACCAGAGAAUCAUCCUCAGUUUCCACGCUUUCAAUACGGAGAAUUGUUGCGACCGUCUGAGUGCCGGGGAUGGUAUCGAUUGGACCAACUUCUCUACAACGAUCAUCCGUUUGCAUGGGAACAUUUUCCUGUCUGAUACGCCCUCAACUGGCAAUGUCAUGUGGCUGAGGUUCACAUCUUAUCGUGGUUUGUUCAGUACAAAUUUUUCUCUGUCAGCUCGAAGCGUUGGACCGAUGAUUGGCUGUAUAAUGAACUCUUGUCUGAACAACAAGACGUGUCAUCCAGUGGGUAGGUCUGGCUUCAAAUGUGAAUGUCCCGAUGGGGUUGGAGGCACAAGGUGUAAAAAAGAGCUGAUCAAUCUUGCGGCAAACCAGUCAAUCAACAUAACCUCGCCAUCCUAUCCAAGCAACUACCAGAACAAUCUGGACAUCGAAUGGGUUAUCCAAACAGCGGAGGACUUUAGCAUCAUCCUCACUUUCUACGAUUUCAACACGUGGUAUCAUGAUAUUGUGGGGGUUGGCAAUGGCCUCGCCUCUACCGACUCCUCCACUACGGUCUUCCGUAGGGGUGGGAACGUUCUCCCGCCUGAUACGCUUUCAACUGGCAAUGCUAUGUGGCUAACGUUCACAACUGAUGGUAGUGAAAACAGCAAAGGUUUUUCUCUAUCAGCUCGAAGCAUUGGAGCAAUUGGUUGCAUAUUGAACUCUUGUUUGAACCGCGGGACGUGUCAACCAGUGGGGAAGUCUGGCUUCAACUGUGAGUGUCCCGGCGGGUUUGAAGGCACAAGGUGUGAAAUAGAGCUGAUAUAUCUUGCAGCAAACCAGUCAAUCAAUAUUACCUCGCCAUCCUAUCCAUGGUACUACGAGAACAAUCUGGACAUCCAGUGGCUUAUCCAAGCAGCGGAUGACCAGAAAAUCAUCCUCAGAUUCCACGAUUUCGACACGCUGUACUAUGAUUUUUUGGAGGUUGGCAAUGGACGAAAAUCUACUGUCUCCUCCACUACGGUGUUCCGUAGAAGUGGGAGCCGUCUCCCGCCUGUUACACUCUCAACCGGCAAUGCCAUGUGGCUAAGGUUCACAUCUGGUGCUAUUGGCAUUGGAAGAGGCUUUUCUCUAUCAGCUCGAAGCUAUCAUGGAUCAAUUGGCUGUAUAUUGAACUCUUGUCUGAACAGCGGGACGUGUCAACCAGUGGGGAGGUCUGGCUUCAACUGUGAAUGUCUCGAUGGGUUUGAAGGCACGAGGUGUGAAAUAGAGCUGAUCUAUCUUGCAGCAAACCAGUCAAUCAACAUUACCUCGCCAUCCUAUCCAAGCAACUACCAGGACAGUCUGGACAUCCAGUGGCUUAUCCAAGCAGCGGAGGGCCAGAGAAUCAUCAUCAGUUUCCACACUUUCCGUACGUACCUUUCUGAUUAUUUGGAGGUUGGCAAUGGCCGCAACUCUACCGACUCCUCCACUAGGGUUCUCCGUCUUAGUGGGAGCAGGCUCCCGCCUGAUACGCCCUCAACCGGUAUUGCCAUGUGGCUGAGGUUCACAUCUGAUGGUAGUCUAAACAGAAAAGGUUUUUCUCUAUCAGCUCGAAGCUAUGGAUCAAUUGCUACUGUGACCAUACCAACUGCAACGACUACUACCGCAACUGCAACGACUACCAGCCGCGCUGCAACGAAAAUCGUUGACGAGGGCUGCUCGGCUCCACCCAGAUUGAACCACGUGACAAUAGCCGAAGGGCAAGAUCACGCAUUUCAACCAGGCGAGGUGGCCACUUUUACGUGCAGUGGUGGCUUUGUCGUCACGGGAACCGACCGUCACGACGCGGAGCGCGUCUGCCAAUCAGACGGCUCUUGGUCCAGCAAACCAGUGAAGUGUUCUCCGGCAGAUGAUCCCAGAGCUUAUGACACGCUAGUGGGGAAGGCAGCAGGGGGAGCAGCGGCCGGAGGAGUUGUCUUCGUGGUGAUCCUGCUUCUUGUUGUCCUCCUCAUCAGAAGAAGGUGGAGGAAAAACAACAACCAGAGAGCAGUUCAGGCCCCGGAUAUUGCGCUGAUGUCUUCUUACAAUACCUACAAGGACUGAU
Messenger RNA from Patiria miniata (bat star), 2644 nucleotides. Its product is annotated as CUB and sushi domain-containing protein 1-like. The transcript is spliced from 14 exons. Bases 1 to 2643 code for a protein of 880 amino acids. The record is from RefSeq and is a predicted model, not a curated record. Gene Ontology annotation, molecular function: calcium ion binding. Lineage: Eukaryota; Metazoa; Echinodermata; Asteroidea; Valvatida; Asterinidae.